Messenger RNA from Fomitiporia mediterranea MF3/22, 810 nucleotides. RefSeq lists its product as uncharacterized. The record is from RefSeq and is a predicted model, not a curated record. The transcript has a single exon. Gene Ontology annotation, cellular component: peroxisome; peroxisomal membrane; peroxisomal importomer complex. Gene Ontology annotation, molecular function: protein binding. The annotation marks the transcript as partial. NCBI's taxonomy places the organism in Eukaryota, Fungi, Basidiomycota, Agaricomycetes, Hymenochaetales, Hymenochaetaceae. Gene Ontology annotation, biological process: protein import into peroxisome matrix, docking.
UACGGCGGGAUGGGCAUGGGAUACGGCAUGAAUGGCAUGGGUUAUGGCAUGGGUGGCAUGUAUGGUGGAGGCUACGGGAUGCCCGGCAUGCCUAUGGACCCCAAUAAUCCUUCACUCACGCAACAGCUCGAAGCGACUACGCAGCACACAUUCGCUCUUCUUCAUUCAAUCGUGCAGACCUUUACAGGCCUUUCGCAGAUGCUGGAGUCUACCUUCAUGGCCACACACUCCUCCUUCUUCGCCAUGGUCGGCGUCGUUGAUCAGUUCUCACACCUUCGCGAUGCACUCGGCAGCGUACUAGGGCUUUUCGGGCUUUUACGUUGGCUAAAAGAUCUGCUGAGUGGGAAGAGAAGUUCCAAUCCGAUGCAAAACGAGUUCCGAUCGUUCGUUGACGGCAAGCCCGUACACAGCGCCGCCGGCGCUCCCACUCCUAAAGCAUCUAAGAAGCCGAUUAUCAUCUUCCUCCUCGCUAUUCUCGGCGUGCCGUAUGCGAUGCAUCGACUUAUCAAGGUACUUGCUCAGCGAGCGCCACCACAGGGGGUGUUACAGGGGGCUGGCGGAGCUUCGCUUGAUCCCUCUCAACUUUCGUUCGCUCGUGCAAAAUACGCAUUUUCUGCUGCAAGUCCCGUUGAGCUGUCUUUAAAGGAAAACGAUAUUGUAGCGAUCAUGGGAAAACUGGAUCCUGCGUCCGGGAUGGAGGUGGAUCCGCGAACGGAAGUGGCUACCGACUGGUGGAGAGGCCGAACCCGGGAUGGUCGUGAGGGGUGGUUCCCCAGUAAAUGGGUUGAAGUAUUAGAGCGCAAAAAGCAG